Podospora bellae-mahoneyi is the source of this 2447-nucleotide messenger RNA. RefSeq lists its product as uncharacterized. The record is from RefSeq and is a predicted model, not a curated record. Lineage: Eukaryota; Fungi; Ascomycota; Sordariomycetes; Sordariales; Podosporaceae. The transcript is spliced from 2 exons. The coding region runs from base 727 to 1881 and encodes 384 amino acids.
GCGGGAUGGUAAAUGAGCUCUUUAGCAGCUUGUUGAUAAAAAGCAGCGCUUGCGAUGUGGUCGGCUCUAGUUAGAACGUGGUAGCCUCGAUUAAUGUAGGAUGGUGCGUACCUAGCUUGUACGAUGCCCUUCUCGUUGGAGAGCUGUGAGGUUUACCCUGGUGCUGCUGUGUGGUAUCGACUCGAAUAGCUACUGAUGGGUGUGUGUAAUGUGGUGGAUACGGGUAGGAAUGUGACAGGGCUACCGUUAUUCUAAGCUGGGGACAUCUUCGCGACCGACGGCAUUGUCCGGACAAGGCUCGUGGCGCUGCUCUGAUCAGAUGAUGGAUGUUCGAGACAGGUGGUGUUGAUGUUUCGGCCAGGUGCUGGAGUGUCAUGUUGAUUGCAGGAGACAGAAUGCGCUUGCUUUGAUGGUGUAUCAAGACUCCUCUUAAAUGGGCGGAAGCAGGUUGAAGCGCCCAUGUUGUGCGGGCUGUAAAUCUGGACUGUUAGGUACGAGGCUAUCUACACAUGUGUACCUCUUUCCUAUUCCGGCGGUCCAGUGGGCCCGGGGUAAGGCUGAAACGGACCCCUGUUUCGGCUGGCGGCAUGUGCCGGCGAGCCGCGGCCGGCAAUCAAAUUUUUCUUAUCGCACCGCCUGCGGUCCCUAAAAACCACCUGUUGCUGUCACCAUCACCACAGCCCGCCGCCGCCGAGUCCGGAUCAUGACCACCGGGCCGACGUCAACAUGAGUACCAAUGCAGCCGACCCCGUCGUGGGAGUCGCCGAUUCCAAUAUGUCUUUUUUUCGAAAACACACCCCGUUCGGGUCCCUGUCUGGCGGCCGGCCACCGCUGAACAACAUCGCGAUCACGCCUUUCCUCCAGACCUUGUUCACCAUUCCCACCGUCGUCUCGCCUUCGCCCCAAACAGCUGGCCUGGUUCUUGAUGGCGACGACAAGACCGAUCCUACUUCCCCUGUCGAGACCUCCCCCGAAACUCCUGCUUCCUCUGUCCCGAGCGACACUGGCGCCGCCGACAAACAACCGUCUCCGACAGUCGCCGUGUUCACUCCGCUCUCCGCCUUGGUUCCCGACAACGCUUGGCUCGACGAGAGCCUGAAUGCCCCCGUUUCUCCCGACUCGAUUCUUGCUUUGCCGAAUACUUUGACUGGUGUUGGCGCGGCAGUGGUGGAAUUGCCCGCUCCUGUCGAGCCCUGCGAUGGUUUCCCCACUGCUACCGUGGCUGCCGUCGCUGCUGCGGCACCUGCUUCGCCUACUGUGAAACUGCUUUCUGUCGACCCGAAAUGGAUGGAUGAUGCUCUUGCAGCACCUGUAACACCUGCCGCUCUUCUUGCGCUUCCCCAAAGGACUCUGAUCUUGCAGGUCGAUGCCCUCGAAGAGUCCCCCGUCGCCCCCGUCGCUCCUGUCGAGAACCAAGAAGCCGUUGCCGCUACCGAGGAAAAGGAUGCCGAGUCUAACGCUCCUGUUGCUAUUCCCACUCCGGUCCCCGAACAGCCCACAGUCGUUCUUGAUCAACUCGCAGCCGAAUCCACCCUGGCCCCGGUCGUCCUGAUCGCCGACAAGACUUGGAUGGACGAAGCCUUCAAUUCGCCCGUUACACCUUGCGCUCUACUCGCUCUGCCCGAGAAGAACGUGUCUGCCGCCGACUCCUCAGUUCCACCGCCAACUCUGCCCGUGGAAGAGGUCCAGAUCGCCGUCCCUUUUUUGAAGGCCUUCAAUGCCCCGGUUACCCCCCUUGCGCUGCUGGCGUUGCCUGAGAAGAAUAGAAACUCCCGACCUUGUCCACGUCAACCCAGGCGACACAAACAGGCCCCGAGAGAAGCUCCGGACCUCGUCCACGUCCAAGGAGGCAAGCUGGAUGCGGGCAGCGCAAGGUCUUGACAUCCAGCCCUGUUUCCACGUCCAACCCUCUCGCUGAUUCACUCAAUCUGGAAGUGGACAAUGCUGUGGACGAUGAAUGGGAAGAUGGCAUUGCUGCCUGCAGCACCCCUUGUGAUCCGACAUACAACAAACUGUUGUGCGACGUCGUGCUCUUCGUGCCCAGGGACAUGAACUGGGAACGGGAGGAGGCCAAGGAGUGUGGAAAAUGGCUCUGGGAAACAAGAAGAUUGGUUCGUGCAGCGAAACAGUUGACUCUGGACUGCCAAAGGUUAAAAUAGAGACAGGGAUGGCAAGAUAUGAGUGAUGAUGAUAUACUUGGCAAUGAGCAAAGAAAUGGGCAUAUGACCUUGACGAACCAAGAAAAACAGUAUACGCAUGAGUCUGCAAUACUGUUUUAACUCGUUUAGCUUUCAGCGGUUUCGGCGUUUGGUACCUCGGUAUGGGUUGGCUUCUGUAGUUUUGUGGUUAUAUAUAGAAUCUUGGCACAAUCAAAGCUAUCUGUCGUCUGAUGUGGCUAGAAGUGAUACCGCCAUAUCAUGGUUAUAAUGUGCAUAUAUACUGAGACG